AAUAGCAAUAAGUAGAAAAUGGUGAUAUUGGAUUUAUUAAGAAAUAUGAAUGGAAGAAUAAUAGGGUCAGGAAAAGAAACAAUAAUUCUAGCACAUGGAUAUGGAGGAGAUCAGUCAAUUUGGGAUAAAAUAUUGCCCAAAUUAUGCGAGUCUUACAAGAUUGUUUUGUUUGACUGGUGUUUUUCUGGUGCUAAUCUAUUAAAACAUCAUUUUGAUGCUGAAAAAUACUCUUCCUAUGAACCUUUUGCUGAUGACUUGAUAGCUCUUGUUGAUGAAAUGAAGUUGGAAUCUUUUAUAUUUGUUGGUCAUUCCAUGUCUGGCAUCAUUGGUUGCAUUGCUUCUAUCAAAAGACCAACACUCUUUAAAAGACUCAUCCUUGUUUCAUCUUCUCCAAGGUUCAUUAACGUGGAAGAUUACGAGGGAGGUUUCGACAUAGCAGAGAUGGAAGAGAUGUUUAGAAACAUUGAGGAAAAGUAUGAUGUUUGGAGUACAAAUUUUGCUAUUAUAGCUGUGGAUCCAAGUGAUCCUCCUUCUGUUGACAAAUUUGAUAAAUGCUUGAAAAGAAUGGGGGUUGAAAUUGCAUUACCUUUAGCCAAAAGUGUUUUCCUAAGUGAUUAUAGACACAUUCUUGAUAAGGUGAUUACCCCAUGUACCAUAAUUCAAACCAAGGUUGAUUUUGCUGUUCCAAACUCGGUUCCCACCUUCAUGCACAACACUAUCAAGGGAGAAUCCACUGUUGAGAUCAUCAACACUAAUGGCCAUUUCCCGCAGCUCACUGCUCAUCAAGAAUUCCUUAAUGUAAUUCAUAGAGUCUUAGCUUCUUAGAACAA
This is a messenger RNA of Solanum verrucosum, 830 nucleotides long. RefSeq names its product strigolactone esterase D14. The coding region runs from base 19 to 825 and encodes 268 amino acids. The record is from RefSeq and is a predicted model, not a curated record. NCBI's taxonomy places the organism in Eukaryota, Viridiplantae, Streptophyta, Magnoliopsida, Solanales, Solanaceae. The transcript is spliced from 2 exons.